Molecule: messenger RNA, 1086 nt
Organism: Guillardia theta CCMP2712
Lineage: Eukaryota; Cryptophyceae; Pyrenomonadales; Geminigeraceae
Exons: 1
Coding region: 1-1086 (361 amino acids)
Cellular component (GO): peroxisome
Molecular function (GO): L-serine:pyruvate transaminase activity; L-alanine:glyoxylate transaminase activity
Source: RefSeq, a predicted model, not a curated record
AUGAGUCUGCCACAGGUGGGACACCUCGACCCCUACUUCCUCGAGCUCAUGGAAGACAUCAAAAGCCUCCUCCGUUAUUCCUUCCAGACGACAAACGACUUCACGAUUCCAGUAUCCGGAACAGGAUCAGCUGCGAUGGAGGCUUGUGUCUGCAACCUCAUUGAGCCUGGCGACGUUUUUCUUGUGGGCUGCAAUGGAUACUUUGGCUAUCGCUUGGUAGAGAUGGGCAAACGAUAUGGUGCGGUCACGCAGGCAAUGGUAAAGCCAUGGGGAGAGGUCUUUAGCUAUGAGGAAGUGAAGGCUGCAGUUGAGAAGCACAAGCCGGCUGUUCUCGCUUUGAUUCAUGCUGAGACGUCCACUGGAGCUUGUCAACCUUUCGAAGGAAUUGGCGAACUAUGCAGGAAGCACAAUUGUUUGCUCAUUGCAGACUGCGUGACAUCCAUCAGUGGCGUUCCUCUCUUCCUUGACAAAUGGGGAAUCGAUGCUGCGUAUGCGGGCACACAGAAAGCCUUGAGCUGUCCUCCAGGAGUUGCUCCAUUAAGUUUCAACAAGCGAGCAAUGCAGAAGCUCAUGAGCAGAAAGACCGCAGUGGCAAACUGGUACCUCGACAUGCGAAUGAUCGCAGCUUACCUCACAGAGGGAGGAGGAGGAGCUCGCUCCUAUCAUCACACGGCUCCAAUCUCCAUGUGUUAUGCUCUUCGUGAAGCCCUUGAGAUCGUAAGGGAAGAAGGACUAGAGAGUCGUUGGAGACGCCACCAGCAGGUAGCAGAAGGUUUCUGGAAGGAACUGGAGGCGAUGGGCUUGGAGCUCCUGGUUGACCACAAGCACCGGUUGCCAACACUGACAACCAUUAAAGUACCAGCGGGCGUUGACCCAAAGCAGGUCACCAGCUACAUCCUCUCAAAGUAUCAGAUUGAAAUCGGAAACGGGCUCGGAGAGCUCGCAGGAAAGUGUUUCCGAGUUGGUCUGAUGGGCGUGAACGCUCGCAGUGACAUUGUCUUGACGAUCCUGGCCGCGCUCCGAGAUGCUCUGGAGCAGCAAGGGUACCAACUCAAGCCAAAGCAGAAGAUGAGAGCUGCGUUAUGA